This is a messenger RNA of Cucurbita moschata (crookneck pumpkin), 624 nucleotides long. RefSeq names its product 14 kDa proline-rich protein DC2.15-like. The transcript has a single exon. NCBI's taxonomy places the organism in Eukaryota, Viridiplantae, Streptophyta, Magnoliopsida, Cucurbitales, Cucurbitaceae. The record is from RefSeq and is a predicted model, not a curated record. The coding region runs from base 35 to 445 and encodes 136 amino acids.
ACUCCCUUCCAAAACUUUAAAGAGAGACACCCAAAUGGCUUCCAAAGCUACACACUCCCUUGCCUUCCUCCUCUCUCUCAAUCUUCUCUUCUUUUCCCUUGUCUCAGCCUGCAGCGACUGCUAUGUCCCUUCCCCUCCCAUGCCCAACCCAUGCCCUCCUACAGAGCCAAACCCUCCAUCUGCCCAUGGAAAGUGCCCUAGGGACACUCUUAAACUCGGCGUCUGCGCCAAGCUGCUCGGCGGCCUCCUUGACGUUACCAUCAGCAAGCCCCCUGUGACGCCGUGCUGCAGCCUCAUCGAAGGCCUUGUGGAUCUUGAAGCUGCUGUCUGCCUUUGCACUGCCAUCAAAGCCAAUGUGUUGGGCAACAACCUUAACAUCCCUGUCUCCCUCACCUUGCUCCUUAAUGUCUGCAAGAAGAAGGUUCCCGAGGGAUUCCAGUGCUGAUUAUAAUCAGUGACUUUCCUUAUUCUUGAAUUCUUAAAUGUGUUUUGAUGUAUGUGGUUUGGGGUUCUCUCUGUUUUAGAAUUUAUUACGAAUUAAUAUCAGUUGUUCUAUUUUCUUCAUGAGGUCUAUUCCUCUUGGAGUUUGAAGGAAUCAAUAAAUUAAACUUUGAUUAUUGGUGA